GAAGGCUGAGGAAAGCAAGAGGCUGAUCUUGAGCUGCUUUGCUUGUAUGAGGUGGCAGUGCUGGAUCCUCAGAUUAUAUAUACACACAGUGGACACACACACACACACACACACUCAUACACACACAUACACGGCUCUCAGGCACAGAGUCCUCCCAUCAGCUCCUCCUCUCUCCCAUUGCCUUAACAAUCAGCUGCCAGAGAGGCCACCAAUCGGUCCACUUCACAACUACUCUGUCUUACCAGGCUUGUGGAGGACUUGGCAUGGAAACCCCUGGCAUGAGGAUUCUUACUAUGAUCAACUAAAAAAAAAAAACUGCCUAGGAUCUGGUUGGCAUAGGAGACUACAGUCACUACAGCAGCAGCUGCAGCAGGAAGCGCAGUGUAAAAAAAAGCAGAAGAGGAACAAGAUCACACAUACUGUAAGUUGAUACACAAUUUUGCUCUGAUGGGGGACUCAAGACGUUCUACACUAGUUUCCAGGUUGCCAAUAUUUAGACAUAGUAUUGGCCGAAGGAGACAAGACUCUCUGCCUUCCUCACCUUCAUCCAACAAUACUAUUGGAUUUCACAGCUCAUCCCCAUCUAGUACUAAUUCCAGCUCAGGUAGCACUGGAAAACGCAGAAGUAUAUUUCGCACUCCAUCUUUGGUUUUUCAUCACAGGAAAAAGAGUGAUCAGAAACUUGACUCUACCAGCCAUGCAACAAACCUUUCUAACGGUGCUCAGGCAUCCCAAAGCAACUCACUUAAAGUGGAUUUGGAAGAACAAAGUAAAACCAAAGGAAGAAGUUAUAUUGCAGUCCCUAGCUCUUCCAGAAAGAAGAUUACAAGAUCUCACACUGAGGACUUUGAAAAGAGGAAAGACCAUUCCUCUAACAGGAAUGUAUUCACAAACUGCAUAGGAAAAAGUGAAAGGGAUGACUCAGGUUAUUCUGAAGAACACAGUAAGCACUCCAUCAAACAUUCCACAAGAAAGUUGCUUCCAAGGUCUUUUUCAACCAAUUACAGGUUUUCCAAACAUUCAUCUCAAAGCCAGUCACCAUCAUUGAUGCAGAAUUCCCAGGAGAUUCAAAAGCAUUGCUUUGAAACUGAACCUUCAGUAAAGCCAGUGUUACCCAUUACUUCUGAGAGUACAGACUACACAGAAAUAUCUCUACAAUCUCCUCUGGUUUCAACAGAUCACACAACUGCCCCUCAGACCCCAUCAGAUUUUACUUUUAUGGAUGAUUCUGCCUCUGAAGCUGACAUAUUGCCAAACAGUGGAAACCAGCAACCUCACAAACAGCAUUUUUGUCAGGCUGUUUCUACCUCACAAACUCUCCCUUGCCCAGACUUGGCAGCUACUCAAGCAAAUAAGGACCCAAACAUUAUAGAAAAUACCACCCAGUGCGAUAGUGAACACAAAGAUGAGACAGAUGUUGACAGAACAUAUUCAAAUCAUUCAUUAACUGGAUCUAGUGCUUGCCAAGCAAAAGUAUUAUUACCAAUUUCUGAACUGUCUACAAACGAUGUUCCGAGCAUCGAGAAUGGUACAGUGGGACAACAUGUAGACUCUCUAUUGUUUCCAAAUGGCACUUACUCAGUCUCUACAGAAAGCCUGCCAAAGAAGCAUGAGACAUCGGUAGAUGGGUGUGAAGUAUCAACGGGAAGGCCGGAACCCCCCCAGUCUAUAUCAGAAUCAAAAAACAUCUGUUCUCCUGAUCCUCAGAUGCCCCUGAUGCACCAUGGACCUGCUAGAGUUAACUACGCCAGCAGUUUAAGUCCAUUCCGAGAAGGCAGGUAUUCUGAAAGACGGCUGAGGUCAUCCUCUGAAGGCACAUCUGGAAGUAGCAGGAUGACGUACAAACCAAAGGAGGGCAACGUAGAGGAGGGGAGUUGUCUACGCAAACAGAGAACAAUUUCAACAUCCUCCAAGAUGAAUAGCAUGGAUGUUUUGAAUAAUCUUGGAUCCUGUGAGUUGGACGAAGAUGAUCUCAUGCUUGACUUGGAGUUUACAGAAGAACAGUAUCAUCGGAGAGUUUGUCGAGAAGAUUCUUACCAGUCUAUAGUCUCUUGCUCAGCAGUGGUGCUUUCCCAUGUGGAACCAACAAGCGAAACAAAGACGUCUAAUGAAGAAGAGUCUAAAAUUGCUGAAACAACAACAAAGAAUCUCUUUCUCCAUUUGCCAAAGGAAAGCGAUGCAGAAGAUGCUAAGUCCCCCCGUGUCUGUCCAGUGCCCAGUAGCCCGUCUGUGGAAUGGCCCUUUCUUCAGGAAGACGGUGCAGGGCUGGAAUCCUUACCGUUUAGACUGAUGAUGCAGGACUGCACAUCUGUAAAGACGGCACUUCUGAAAAUGAAGAGGAUACUGCAAGAGAGUGCUGACAUGAGCCCAGCAAGUAGUACAACUUCACUCCCAAUAAGUCCUAUCACGGAAAGAAACCUUCCUUUCAAGGAUAUAAUGAAAGAUGAAUGUUCCAUGCUAAAGCUGCAACUAAAAGAACGAGAUGAACUUAUUUUUCAACUGCGAGAAGAACUGGAUAAAACACGAAGUUUACAAUCAUCUGAUAUUUCCAGGCAAGAUAAGUCCACGCAGACUGAUUUUUUAAGCCAUGAUGUCCAGAGAAACCCGCCAAGUACAGAAGGCUCAAUUUAUAAAGCUAUCAGACCUGUUCAUUGUUUCCAGCACUAUCAGUUUAAAACCAACAUCUGGACGCAAGACGCUUUACACUAAUGUAUUCGAUUAAGUAUCAUUAAAAUGUAAUAAGCUCCUUUUUUCAAAUAGUUAAUGUGUUCAAGAACAAUGCUGCUAAAUUGCAGUUUUAUAUUAUCAAGAAGGAACAUUUUCUUUUUUUCUGACAUUUGUGUACAGAUAUAUUUUCAUUGCAAGGACUUUAAUAUAAAACUAAGUGUUUAUCCCUCUGGGAGAGAAUUUUUUAUAUAAUAAUUUAAAAUACUGAGGACCAUGCACUUGGACCAGAAGACAGCACAUUGUUUUGAUAUAUUUUAUGUUAAUCAUGUUACAUUUAAGAUAAGCAAGACGCUGUGCUGUCUAAAUCGGAUUUUUUGAAUUAUUUUUACAAUAUUUUCCUUCUGGUUAUUUCUGUAAUCUGACAAAUACUGCUGUACAAUGCAACUGAUAAAUUAUGACAUUAAACAUUUAAAUUUGUAAACCUUAAAA
Messenger RNA from Spea bombifrons (plains spadefoot toad), 3156 nucleotides. It is a transcript of the gene CCSER1, whose product is annotated as coiled-coil serine rich protein 1. The transcript has 10 exons. Lineage: Eukaryota; Metazoa; Chordata; Amphibia; Anura; Pelobatidae. Bases 448 to 2709 code for a protein of 753 amino acids. The record is from RefSeq and is a predicted model, not a curated record.